This is a messenger RNA of Malurus melanocephalus (red-backed fairy wren), 1769 nucleotides long. RefSeq names its product chromosome unknown C5orf15 homolog (gene CUNH5orf15). The record is from RefSeq and is a predicted model, not a curated record. The transcript has 3 exons. The annotation marks the transcript as partial. Lineage: Eukaryota; Metazoa; Chordata; Aves; Passeriformes; Maluridae.
CUGCCGGCCCGCGGGCAACCUUCUGCCGGUCCUGUGGAAGCAGAGAUACUUUUGAAAAAUGCUUCUUCUAAAAGUGAGAAUGAAACACUGAGUGGAUCCCAAAAUUUGACAGACAGCUUACAGAGUUUAAACUCAGAAAGAAAGGAGUCAUUGUCAACAACAGCCAAAAUCAGUUUGGUGACUGCGGGAAGGCCACCUGCAGCAAACCGUGACUCUUUGUCACCUGUUGUCCCUGCUAGUCCAGUAUCACAGAUGGAUGUUGAUACUUCUGAAGAUACUAGAAUUGAGGAAGAGGGUCUUCUAACGGAUUUGAAAGACACACUAAAUAGUUCCCCACCSAUCAUAAAAGAAACUAUGGAGUCAGAUGGAGAUGACUAUGCUUAUGAAAUGACACCAAAUGCCAGAUACAACCCAGACCUUCUAGAGAUGUCAGAAGAUGACAACUCUGACACCAUYGGUAAUUACAAUGAGGAGAUCAAGACCCUUGAUGAGAAGAUAAAAAGUGUUUCAGUCUCAGGGUUGGAUGAAGAAGAAGACAGCCAUUUCUUUUUUCAUUUGGUUGUAGUUGCCUUCUUAGUUGCUGUUGUUUAUGUCACCUAUCACAAUAAGAGGAAGAUCUUCUUACUGGUACAGAGCCGAAGGUGGAGGGAUGGCYUGUGCUCCAGGACAGUGGAAUAUCAUCGUUUAGAUCAAAACGUUAAYGAAGCGAUGCCUUCCCUGAAAAUAACCAAUGACUAUGUGUUUUGAAAGCACUGUGAUUUGAGUUUGCUGAACUUAUCACUUCUUGCCUGCCCAGUCAUGUAAUGAUAUUCAGGUAUUCUAAAUAAGCUGCUUGUACGGAAAUGAGAUGUACUCUCUGUGACCUGGAUGUUUUGGAGAUUAAAUCUCAUGGAAGAUCAAGGGCAUGAUCCAUCUGUUUGCUACUUUGGUCAGGUUUUACAUCAACUAUAAAGAUACAGAGUUUAAUAAAUUAGUGCUUUUUCCAUUCAUUAAGCAUCAUCCCUUCUGUCUGGAGCAGUCUUAAUAGUCAUAUUACAAAAAAAUAAGCAUAARAUAUUUUAGGUCUAAGAAAUUAAUGACUUUGGCAUCACUAAAUCAAAUUAAUGAUCUCUUUGCUAAUCACUUACAUGGCUCAUAAAUUCCACUGUAUUGCAAACUUAAAAUAUAAUUACUUUUUUCUGUAUUUAWAUCCUGAUGCUGCAAGUCUUUCAUCUUGUUUUUUUCUGAUUCUGUUUUCUUGUUGCAUAAUUUGAUCUUAUUUUAGGCAAAAGAGCUAGAAUGGCAAUUUAAUAAUUUCUUUAUGUGUUAAUGCAGUAAAUAUUUUAAAAAUAAUUAUGUAUAACCCAUUUUAUUUCAGAAGUUUUAUACCAUAUAUUUCCUAAAAUGUUUAAGGUGUUUGUGAAGGUAUGCAGCUUCCUGACUGUCUUUUUUUUCCCCUCUAAUGCUAUUUAUGACUACUUAAUUGUCUUUGUAAUUAAUGAGUGGAAAAUAAGCCUUGUUGAAUAAUCUUACUAAAAUAUAGAUAGGUGACAYGCUUUCAAUACAUCACAGCUUUCUGUUGAAUUUUAAGACCGUUGGGAAAUGGCUAUGUGAUUUGUUAUAUUAUAAAUGGGAGAAACUGUAAGAAUAAUUUAUUUGAUUGUUCUUCUGACCCAGGUAACAGACAGGUGAAAGUAAAGGUGUGGGGGCUACCAGUCAGUGGACAGUGCACUCUCAUUUUUGACAAACAUUUACGCGUUAGUGUAAAUCAAGUUACUGGUACAAUARKU